AUGGCUGAAACCCCAAACUCUCUCGGCCCUGGCGGGUUCAUGCCGCCAUCAAUGCCGUCCCCCGCUCCGAGCACAUCCACCGUCAGAUCCGUCGCCGGCCUGCCGCACCCACGCGCCCAUGCCCUCCGUCCGGGCUCGGCAAAAGAGGACCAGGUGCGUCACUUUGUAGCCAGCCGCAUGGAACACAUUACCAGGCGGUUUGUCAAAAAACAGGGCAACGCCCCGCCGGGCAGCGAGGAUGUGCAAGGCUACAAGACCAUGGCCGAGUUGUGCAAGGAUCUCGAGGGUGUGAUUGACAUUAUUUGGUUGUCUGGCACGCCAAGCCUCCAAGUCCCCUUCCUCCUCAACAUUGCCAGCGAAUUCAACACAUGGGUAACCGGCUUUCCGGCAUCACCCACCGCCACGUUUGCGAUACUGCGCAAACUCGAUCACUGCUUUGCCAGUUUGUUAUCAGGCGAGGACGUUGAAACUCAUGAGCCCCUCCCGGGCUUCGAAAAUGGUCCCCGGGCCGGCAUGAGCAGGACAGACAUGGUCCGCUGCAGGAGUCUUGUUGAACAAGGACGCAUCGUGAUUGUGGAUGUCAUGAGCAAGGCGGUCGAUGAGGAAGAGGGCGUGCAAGACGAUGGAAAUGAAGAACAGGAGGACGAGAGUGGACACAAUGGGCCACGGAGAGCAGGGAAGGGCUUCUGGGACGACGAGGAGGAGGAUCUGUAUAUGGACGUCGCGCGGGUGUACGAGAAUACGUUGGUCAAACUUGGGGAUGCUCUUGGGGAUCCCGGGUUGGAAGAGGUUCAGAUGUCUGCGGACUGA
Molecule: messenger RNA, 810 nt
Organism: Parathielavia appendiculata
Lineage: Eukaryota; Fungi; Ascomycota; Sordariomycetes; Sordariales; Chaetomiaceae
Exons: 2
Coding region: 1-810 (269 amino acids)
Cellular component (GO): transcription factor TFIIH holo complex
Source: RefSeq, a predicted model, not a curated record